AUGGCGCCAUCGACCAAGCUCUUCCUCCUGCUCCUCGGCCUGAACCUGAUGGUCGCCGCUGUGCACGGUGGCUGCGGACCCCACUGCCCGACCCCGCCGCCACCGUCGACGACCAACGGCUCGUGUCCGAUCGACACGCUGAAGCUGGGCGUGUGCGCCAAGGUGCUGAACCUGCUAAAGCUUGGGCUCGGUGUGCCGCACAGCGAGACGUGCUGCCCGCUGCUGGCCGGUCUGGCCGACCUGGACGCCACGGUGUGCCUCUGCACCGCCAUCAGGGCCAAGGUCCACGGCGUCAUCAACCUCAACGUCCCCAUCGACCUAGUGCUCCUGCUCAACCAGUGCCACAAGACCUGCCCGCCCGGCUUCACCUGCCCACUCUGA
Molecule: messenger RNA, 381 nt
Organism: Triticum turgidum subsp. durum (durum wheat)
Lineage: Eukaryota; Viridiplantae; Streptophyta; Magnoliopsida; Poales; Poaceae
Source: the annotation of a GenBank genome assembly